Molecule: messenger RNA, 4450 nt
Organism: Cyprinodon tularosa
Lineage: Eukaryota; Metazoa; Chordata; Actinopteri; Cyprinodontiformes; Cyprinodontidae
Product: NLR family CARD domain-containing protein 3-like
Exons: 9
Coding region: 1-4023 (1340 amino acids)
Source: RefSeq, a predicted model, not a curated record
AUGGUUCCUGCUGGAAUCAGACUGACUGAAGUCCAGAAGAUGGAAAAUUGUCAUCUAAAGGAGGACAGAGCAGAACCUCCAGCAUCCAACUGUCCGUUUGUGAGGAGUGACCGGUCCAAAGAUAAACCUUCAAACUUCAGUGCAGAACCUGGACCCUCAGACCCAAAAGGUCAGAACCACAGAAAGAGAAAGAGAGCAGAACCUCCAGGAUCCAGAUGUCCGUCUAUGAGGAGUGACCUGUCCAAAGGACAGCAACCAGACUUCAGUGCAGAACCUGGACCCUCAGACCCAAAUCCUACCUGUGGAGCUGCAGGUUGGGUCUGUUCAGAGCUUCAUCAUGUUGCUCAGAAACCAGAACUUUCCCAGCAGCUGUUCAUCUGCAGCUCUGUGGCGUCUCUUUCCUCCCAGCAUCAAACAAACCUCAGCAUCACCCUGCCUCUGAUCCAGCUUAGCUUCACUUGGACUGUGGCAGGCUUAAACAAGACUGUGGUGGGCUUAAACGAGAAUGUAGCAGGCCCAAACAAGACUGUGGCAGGCCCAAACGAGACUGUGGCAGCCUUAAACAAGACUGUGGCAGGCCCAAACGAGACUGUAGCAGGCUUAAACGAGACUGUGGCAGGCCCAAACGAGACUGUGGCAUGCUUAAACGAGACUGUGGCAGGCUUAAAUGAGACUGUAGCAGGCUUAAACAAGACUGUGGCAGGCCCAAACGAGACUGUGGCAGGCUUAAACGAGACUGUGGCAGGCUUAAACGAGACUGUGGCAGGCCCAAACGAGACUGUGGCAGGCUUAAACGAGACUGUGGCAGGACCAAACGAGACUGUGGCAGGCUUGAAUGUGACUCUGACAGGCUUAAACGAGACUUUGGCAGGCCCAAACGAGACUGUGGCAGGCUUAAACGAGACUGUGGCAGGCCCAAACGAGACUGUGGCAGGCUUAAACGAGACUGUGGCAGGCCCAAACGAGACUGUGGCAGGCCCAAACGAGACUGUGGCAGGCCCAAACGAGACUGUGGCAGGCCCAAACGAGACUGUGGCAGGCCCAAACGAGACUGUGGCAGGCUUAAACGAGACUGUGGCAGGCCCAAACGAGACUGUGGCAGGCUUAAACGAGACUGUGGCAGGACCAAACGAGACUGUGGCAGGACCAAACGAGACUGUGGCAGGCCCAAACGAGACUGUGGCAGGCCCAAACGAGACUGUGGCAGGCCCAAACGAGACUGUGGCAGGCCCAAACGAGACUGUGGCAGGCCCAAACGAGACUGUGGCAGGCUUAAACGAGACUGUGGCAGGCCCAAACGAGACUGUGGCAGGCUUAAACGAGACUGUGGCAGGACCAAACGAGACUGUGGCAGGACCAAACGAGACUGUGGCAGGACCAAACGAGACUGUGGCAGGCCCAAACGAGACUGUGGCAGGCCCAAACGAGACUGUGGCAGGCCCAAACGAGACUGUGGCAGGCUUAAACGAGACUGUGGCAGGACCAAACGAGACUGUGGCAGGACCAAACGAGACUGUGGCAGGACCAAACGAGACUGUGGCAGGCCCAAACGAGACUGUGGCAGGCCCAAACGAGACUGUGGCAGGACCAAACGAGACUGUGGCAGGACCAAACGAGACUGUGGCAGGCCCAAACGAGACUGUGGCAGGACCAAACGAGACUGUGGCAGGACCAAACAAGACUGUGGCAGGCCCAAACGAGUCUUGUUCAUUAAUGGGAAACAAUGCAUAUGUUGAUGGUCAAUGUCAACGUGACCUUAAAGUAUCUCUGAAGAAGAAGUUUGAAUGUGUCUCUGAAGGCAUUACUAAAGCUGGAAAGAGAACCUUUCUGGAUGAGAUCUACACAGAGCUCUACAUCACAGAGGGAAAGACUAGAGAGGUCAAUGAUGAACAUGAGGUCAGAAGGAUUGAAGCAUCAUUCUGGGAACAAAACAGGCCAGGAAAACCAAUCAGACCAGAAGACAUCUUCAAUCCACCUGGAGGAAGAAAUCGGAUCAGAACCGUGAUGACGAUGGGCGUGGCUGGCAUCGGGAAAACAGUCUUAACACAGAAGUUCACGCUGGACUGGGCUGAAGGCAGAACCAACAAGAACAUCCAGUUCAUAUUUCCAUUCACCUUCAGAGAGCUGAAUGUGCUGAAAGGGAAAAAGUUCAGCUUGGUGGAACUUGUUCAUCACUUCUUCACUGAAACCAAAGGAAUCUGCAGCUUUGAUCACUUUCAGGUUCUGUUCAUCUUGGAUGGUCUGGAUGAGAGUCGACUUCCUUUGGACUUCACCAACAAGGAGAUCCUGACUGAUGUUACAGAGUCCACCUCAGUGGAUGUUCUGCUGACUAACCUCAUCAGGGGAAAACUGCUUCCCUCUGCUCUCCUCUGGAUAACCACAAGACCUGCAGCAGCCAAUCAGAUCCCUCCUGAGUGUGUUGACAUGGGGACAAAGGUCAGAGGGUUCACCAACCCACAAAAGGAGGAAUACUUCAAGAAGAGAUUCAGAGAUGAGGAGAAGGCCAGCAGGACCAUCUCCCACAUUAAAAAAUUAAAAAGUCUCUUCAUUAUGUGUCACAUUCCCGUCUUCUGCUGGAUCACUGCUGAUGUUCUGGAGGGUUUGUUGGAGACCAAAGAUGGACGAGAGUUGCCAAAGACCCUGACUGGGAUGUACAUCUGCUUCCUAAAGCUUCAGAUCGAACGGAAAAUAAUCAAGUAUGAUGGAGGACAGAAGACGGAGUCUCCAUGGACUCAAGAGAACAUCAAGAUGGUUCAGUCUCUGGGAAAACUGGCAUUUGAAGGACUGCUGGAAGGAAACCUGAUCUUCUAUCAGUCAGACCUGGAAAAGUGUGGCAUCAACAUCAAAGAUGCUUCGUGGUUCUCAGGAGUGUUUACUGAGAUCUUUAAAGAGGAGAGAGGGAUGGACGACACCUCAGUCUACUGCUUUGUUCAUCUGAGCUUCCAGGAGUUUCUGGCUGCAGUCUACCUGCUCCACUGCUUCACCAGCAGGAACACAGAGGUGGUGGAGAACUUCCUGGGAGAAAAAUACAGAGAAACAUCUCUGGAGGACUUCAUGAAGAAAGUCAUGGAGAAAUCCCUCAGGAAUAAAAAUGGCCACCUGGACCUGUUUGCUCGCUUCCUUCAUGGCCUCUCUGUGGAGUCCAACCAGAGCCUCUUAAGAGGCCUGCUGGGUGAGAUGGAGAACAGUCCAGGAACCAUCCAGAGAUUGAUCAGCAAUCUGAAGAAGAUUAACAAUGGUAGAUUCUCUGUUGUCCAAACGAUUAACAUCUUACUCUGUCGUCAGGAGAUGGAGGGUGUCUUAGUUUACCGGGAGAUCCAGGAUUUCCUGAAAUCAGGGAAGUAUAUCUCAGUGAUCCAGUGCUCAGCUUUGGCCUACAUGCUGCAGAUGUCAGAGGAGGUUGUGGACGAGUUGGACCUGGAGAAGUACAACACAUCAGAGAAUGGACGUUGGAGACUGUUUCCAGCUUUGAGUAACUGCAGAAAGGCUCGACUUGGUGGCUGUUCUCUCUAUAAGUUGGAAUGUGAAGUUGUGGCCUCAGCUCUGAAGUCCAACCCUCAUCUUACUGAAGUCGUAAUAGAGAAGAUCGGUGGACACUGUGAACGCUUUGAAGAGUCUGAAAUUAACCCUGUGUGUGAGGUACUGAGGAGUUCUAAAUGCAAAGUGAAGAAACUGAAAUUGUGGGACUGCAGUUUGUCAAAGACCAGCUGGACUUCUCUGUUCUCAGCUCUGAAGUCUAAUCCAUCCCAUCUGACAGAACUGAACCUGCUAAGAACCAACCUGGACUCUGGAUUGAAGGAGCUCAGUGGGUUUCUCCAGUCUCCCCUCUGCAAACUACAGACAUUGAGGUUGGUUGGCUGCGGUUUGUCACAGAUCAGCUGUGAUUCUUUGGUCUCAGCUCUGAAGUUAAACCCCUCACAUCUGGAAAACCUGGACCUGAGUUGGAACAACCUGAAGGAGUCAGAUGUUCAGCAGCUGUGGGAUCUUGUAGAGAGUCCAGACUACAAACUGCAGUGUCUGUAAGUAGAUGGUUGGAGUGAGUCCAGCUGCUCCACAGCCGCUCUGAACAGGACUGAAGUCCCUGCUGCUCCUAAUCCUGGAUGUGCUGCAUCACUGACUGACAGCUGAUGGAGAGAGAGAGGCUGGAAACACUCAUUGAUCUCCUCUGUUCAUCCUUUUUCUCUCUGCAGGGAUAUGUGGGCAUGUUCUUACUAGAGGAGAGAAGCUGAUCUGUGUCCUGAUGAUCCACAGAGCUUGAAGCUGCAGCAGUCUGAGUUUAAAGAGACUCUGACUGGAUCCUGAUGAUGAAAUCUGAGUUUGUAGAUUUUUUUAGCGAGCAGUUUAGUGGUGAGUCUGUUCAGGAUUGUUGUGUUGAAGGCAGAACUGUAAUAAUCCACAAAGAGCAUCCAGACGUAGCUCUUCUGCUGCUCCAGGAGGUUUAGUGCAGAGU